UGCUCCUCUCAUCGGGCUAGACGUUUUUGUAUGAACCUAGAGGUUUGUACGUUGUGGGCCAUUCGAUGGUGGCCAAAAAUGUUUCCUCAUAGCAAUAUGAUGCGGACAGUAGCCUGCCAAGAAUCAUGAUGCCAGGAAGCGCCAUGGCGAGCGUCCUGGAGCUGCGGCCGCCGUCCAUGACUUCACACUGCUACUGCUGCCCACCAUCCUCGCCCGCGUCUUCAACCUCAUCAUCGCUUGCCUCUUCUGAGGACACCAUCGCUUCACAUCCCUCCUCAUCGAGCGCAUCAUCGUCCAUGGUCGACCUGGAUGUGUCGCUUCAUGAACUCGGCAUGCUGAGCAGCGUCAUAGACGCCCGGCGAGACUACCUCAUGGAGAAGCUCCGUCGCGGUCUGUCCUGUCAGAAGCCACAAGGGCUGUGCAUCGUCGCCAUGAAUUCUGCCUACCUAGCAGAUUUCUCUGUUGGUAGCCAGCUAGGUGCCGGUGCUGCCAGUCGUUCGACAGUUCCACUGUUGACGUUGAAGCGCACUAGGAUGAAGUCCCUGCGGAGGCGGCGGCACUGCCUCUUUCAGCCAUACGAUUAUCCUUGGAGGCCCAAGUUGAUGGAGAAGGCGUGGGCUUUGCUCAACAACACUGUACCAAAAGAAGAAGAGAAUGGGAACAAAUCAAAUCCAGGCAGCCCCACCAAGUCCCAGGGUGUGAGCAGUGGAGAUUCCAGUGAGGCACCACUAGGCAGUGCAGCUAUCUUCCGCUCACGCUCGCUCGAUGACCUCUGCGUGUGCGCCACACAGCCACCUCCGGACGUCCCACGGCUGGACAUCGACACCGUGUCACACCGUAUCAGCAACCUCAGUGUCAGCUAGGGCAUAGGGAACACGCCUUCUGUCAAUACAGCUGCGCAGCACAGUUUAUCGUCAAAACAUGCCUCUUGGCUCUUCCCGACACUUGUAGGGAAACGAAGGUAAAACUGGCAGACGCGCGGGUUUGCAGAUAUUGUGAUCUGGCACUUUCGUGCAUGAUUGGGGUUCCCCAGCUCUUUUUUUCUUUAACUCUCUAAAACCCGGUAUCCAUUUACCCCCAUCCAUUUUUUUACGGUGACAGACAAGUGGCCCAGCCAUAUACGGAAAAGGCCGUUUAAGCAAAUCUCACAUGUCCACAGCGUUCUCUGUGAAUAUUGCAUUUUAAAAAUAUUUUUCGCUCUGUAGUAAAUAGGUUUACUAAGACUCAUGCUAGGUGCAUGAGAAAGUCGUACAAAGUACCGCUCAUUAACUCAUGUGGGUCCCUCAUGGCACUGCGCAUGAGAAAAUUCACGGUACACACACACUCGUUUUGCGGAAUACUUCCAUUAAUUUGCACGCUUGAAAUCUCACACAAGUGUGUCUCCUCGGGAGAGGCACAUCUGCACUGGAGCCUACGCUCAAUGCUUUCCCAAAGGAAAGUGCACAUGUCGCGCGACUUACAGUAGUCGACAAUACUAAGCUCUGCUCCUUCAUUUAACGAGUUUGCAGAAGUCAAUUAGCAUUGUAGAGGGGAGGCCACUUAAGGUACCUCAUUUACUGUUUUUCCCCUCAUGAUUAGAAUGUUGGUACUUGUUCUUUAACAUACAAGAGAAUGUUCCGUUCAAAGUAUACUACAGGAUUGAAGUGUACUCUUGAAAUCUUGAAUGAAAACUCUUUCUCUCAGCAGCACCUUGAGGGUUUUGCACUUCCAUGUCUUUGUGUCUUGUUACAUCUGCAUGGAUGAGCUUGUUUUCUUUCCACUUACUUUUUUUUUAUUCACCCUCACAGCGUUCCAAAGGUGGUGGUUCUUUCUCUUUGUGGGUUUCACUUUGUGUAAGAUGAUCCUACAGUACUGUAAGCUGAAAUUGAUUAUAUUAAUCACAUGUUUUCUUAUGGCUCUGCUCAUGCAGGAUACAGAAAAUGGGAUAUUUUGUAAAGGAUGUGUUAAUAUCAAAACGUAUUUCUCUGGAAGACUGUGCAUUAGUAGGGAAAUAUUUCGAACACAUCUCUGUUUCUAUAGCUAUCAAGUGAUCAAAAUUAAAAACAUCAGUGCCAUUGCAGAUUGCAGCCCUUUGACUUUUUUAAUUAUUUUUUUUUACUUUGUAAGUUAACAACUUGUAGAGCCUCGGUUGGCCAUAUUUUAUCAGUGACCAGGACACUGGGCAAUAUGGAAUGAAGCAGUGACAUUAUUGUCUAAUGCCAUUAGGGUCCCAAAUGGCAUUAUCCACAAAGUUCAAGCCACACAAGUUUAUAAUAACAUUAAUCACCAUGAUGUCUAUGCCACUCCUUUGGCGGCGGCAUGCAUUUUUUUUGUUUUUGUCCGAGUGAAAACUUCAAACAACUCCAGCCUUUCCCUCAUAUUGGAAUACUUACGUACCUCAAAUUAUGAAAUAAUCUUGCCUUGCACGGUACAAAGUGGUUUCACGGAAGAGUAAGAUCGUUACUCUGCGCCGACAGCGAGAGCAAAAGUAGGCAUUUUAUUGGUGAAUGAGUUGUGGCUAUCUCAUUAAGCAGAAACUGUCAUUCAGGUAAAUGUAAUUAAAUAUCUCUGUGUGGCACCACAUGAAUGACAUUAAGACUGAAGCCAUUGACCACCUAAUGUCAUUUUUUGGGCCCAUGUGGUAAGGGUAUAAGGCCAUGCAAGCGACAGCCUGUAAGGUUCUUGCGUCACAUUGACACUUUUUUGAACACGAGCAUACAAUAUGUGUACUCUAGAGGAAGAUUGAAAAACGUAAUUUCCUCACGCCAGCUGUGGUAAAAAUGUAUUACACCUCCAAGUCUUGUCUAUCAGCAAUUCCUCAUGAGUUGAACCACCACUUUUCCUCGAGUGAGGAUGCUAAUUAGCUUCGCUGUUCUACUGCCAAUUCUGCAAGAAAUAGAUUUUAUGAAAAUUGAUACUUUAAUUCUCAGUAAUUUAUUUGCAGAUUACAGGUGUCUCCUCCAAAAUAGUUACAUAAAUACUUCUGGCACUAAAUAAUGAACUUUGUGAAGGCGAACUUUGCACUUAGGUCAAUAUGACUUGUUGUCCAUGGGAACCUGUGUGUUUGCUCCCUGCACACAUUAUUGGCAUACUCUUUUAUGUUUCGCUCUCCACGUGUUCAAGUUUGUAGCUAUUUUUGAGUCAGCAAAACAUGCAUGCGUAUCGUGAGUCUUAGAAACUCUGCAUCUGCUGUAUUUCCGCCACUCACGUGUUGAAUGUGACACUCGGUAGCACUUUGUGCCAAGAGGAACAAUGCAAACGACAGCGGGGUCAUGAAAGUGCAAAUUUUGGCGUAAAGGGUGCUCAUGUUGGACUGGAGUCUGAUGAGGCCAUCUGUGCCUUUUCAGUGAAAGCAGCGGGCAAAACUUACAAUACUGCAAAGGUGGUUAGUGCAGCGAAGGCUUAGUCUCUGAAAAUUUUGCUAUCAUCCUUCUGCAAAGUCUAAGUUACAAAAAAAUGUUGGUAAUAAUAACAGAAAUUGGAAUUUGCAACAAAAGCGUUUCAGAAAAUUGAAGCUAUCCACUAAUUUAGAACACUUUGCCACUGGACAUCAAUUCUGCAUUCACGCCGACAUGAUUUCUUCAUUCUGCACUCGUCCUUGACUCGUAAAUGCAAGCCUAAGCGUCAACUUCAAGCUCCCCAAGAAGGGGUGUCACUCUUCAGUGCUGGGACAAGUUCUGGCAAAGCCUUGGACAUCCAGCAUGUUCACCAAGAUGAGCUGCAUGGUACAGCCGCACAGAAUGUGCAUCACAAAAUCAAAAUCGCAUAAAAUAUUUCGAGCGCAUGCCUCCAUCCAGGUUUGCGCAUUGAUAUUAACACCUAGAUUGAACCACUUCCAUUGCUAUCCCACAUGUAUAAAAAAAUGCAUUUAUCUUUGAACGAAAUUCUCUUAUUUAGUGGGUCCCUACUGCAGUGCCCCCCGAUUGUGAUUGUGAUCCCCCAGUUUCAAAUAAUUACAUCACUCUUCCAGUCAUCGUGCUUCUUUAUCAAAAUGGCAUGAUUCACCUUUUGUGUUGGUCAUCAGAAGAGCUCAUUGACAGUGUGCAUCACUCUCUCCCAUCGUCAUGCAUGUGUGUGCACGUCUCGUCAUGUGCGUAGAAAGUGACGUAUUAUGACAUUGUAUGACGUUCAAUAAUGUGGAAUGGGGGACAAAACCCCCAGAAUUUACCAUUUAAAACUGGCAGAAAAGUAUCAGCCGAAUUAACUUCAUGCUCCCGUUUCCAGAACAAAAACACCAAGUAACUCGUGUGAUGAAAAAUAAAAAUUCAUCAAAAGCAAGGCUGUGGACAGGUGCAGUGAGUGCCUUCUAAAGGUGUCCUAUUAGAUGAACAAGUACUAACCACAGUACUUAGGCAUCCACACUAAAACAGAAAUAACUGCUUGAGGCUGAAAAAAAGAUAAAUGCAAAAUAAAUUGCACUGUGGGAUGCAAUUUUCUCAGAGACUAAAGGACAAUUAAGUUACAAAACUGAUUGCAAAAUGCAAAUGACACAAAAAUCUGCUGACGAAUAGAACACAGAACAAAAGGAGAAUAACGGCUGCCGUUCCUUCCUUCUGCCAGCUGUGUCGUCGUCCCUGGCUUUUGCAUAAAUGAUCUUACAUCAACGGUUACAAAUUCUCUUCCGGGCAGAUCUAGGGAUGUCAUGUUUUUUUGUUUGUUGCACUCAUAGAAGGGCUAUGACAUUUGCAUCAUUGGCACAUUUGCAUUGUUGUUGUGAGAAGUGUUGUAAUACACCAAAUACUGUUCUUGUGCUGCAAUGACCCAGAAUAGUGUCAGCUUGCAGUUUUACGGUGGAGAAAGCGACAGAAGACCUAAGGAGCCGCUUGAGUGCCCCACAGCAGCAUGUGGGUGGUUGUAUGCCUUCAGAAGCCAAAGGAGAAAAUAGCCUUCCUGUAGACUCAAUUAUGAGCAGACAAUUUGUCUAAUAGAUUAAAAAAUCUGCACCAUUUCAGUUGCGGAAUGGCAACUGACAAACGGCAUGGCAGUUAUGUACUGAUAGGUGCACUAUGAUAAUCCCAAAUAAAUAAAAAUAUAAAGGAUGACCUACUGCUCUGAUACCUAUUCAAUGAGAAUGACACCCUUCAAUGAUAUGCAUGUGCAGCUAGACCACAGCAGGUCACGAGGCUUAAAAUUUGCAGUUGAAAGAACAUGCAUUGACCAUACCUGCAAGCAAGCAGCUGACAAAAUUGACAGUACACCCAUCCUUCAUGGCCAUAUGGGUGUAGAUGAUGUUCUUACGCACUUCUUGCACCUCUGCUUGCUGAAGCGAAGGGUUGCCCUGCCCGUUCAUUUAUUUGAAUCUGUUGCUUUUCAAGCGAUGAUACAUAGUGCUGUCCCCCCUGCUCCUAGCCACAUCUAUCUGGACAGCCUUGAACUGGACGGCCCAUGUAACAUUGUUGUUUCCAUUUGUUCUGUGGUCAAGAGGAGAACCUGAAGGCACUCCUAUUACUCCUUGUGAUGUAUUGGUCCUGUUUUUGUGCUGCUUUUGUGUGCAGUCUUUCACUCCUGGUCCCGGAGCAGGGGUAUUUCUUCUUUGUUUUUGGUUGUGACUGGUGAGAUACCAAUUGAGAAUGUGGUGUGGUUGCUGUACGUACGUCUGGAAUACAGUACGUACUUUGGUGUCCGUAUGUCAGAGUGCAAAACAGGAUGAGUUAUGUGCUAAGAUUGAACAUGUGUGAAGUGAUGGUUCAUUUGUAUGUUGGUCGGAAAGAACGUUUUGACAAAUAAAGGAAGAUGCGCAUUGUU
This is a messenger RNA of Ornithodoros turicata, 5724 nucleotides long. RefSeq lists its product as uncharacterized. Bases 126 to 863 code for a protein of 245 amino acids. NCBI's taxonomy places the organism in Eukaryota, Metazoa, Arthropoda, Arachnida, Ixodida, Argasidae. The transcript has 3 exons. The record is from RefSeq and is a predicted model, not a curated record.